Messenger RNA from Carassius gibelio (silver crucian carp), 2575 nucleotides. Its product is annotated as phosphoacetylglucosamine mutase-like. The record is from RefSeq and is a predicted model, not a curated record. The transcript is spliced from 13 exons. Bases 94 to 1731 code for a protein of 545 amino acids. Gene Ontology annotation, biological process: carbohydrate metabolic process; hemopoiesis; UDP-N-acetylglucosamine biosynthetic process. Gene Ontology annotation, molecular function: magnesium ion binding; phosphoacetylglucosamine mutase activity. Lineage: Eukaryota; Metazoa; Chordata; Actinopteri; Cypriniformes; Cyprinidae.
GAAAACGUCAUGAAAGGAGGCGUGGCGACAUAAAUCGCUGUAGCCACGUAAUCCGGGAAGUAGGAAGUGCUCUAGUCACAGAAACAGACGAAGAUGGCUCAGUUUGAGGAAGUAUCUAAAAAAUCAGAGCUGCAUCCGAAGCCGGAAGACCUUACGUUGCAGUAUGGCACAGCUGGAUUCCGCACUCACGCCAAACAUCUGGAUCACAUCAUGUUUCGCAUGGGCUUGUUGGCAACUUUGAGGUCCAAAAAGACAAAAUCCACCAUUGGAGUCAUGGUGACUGCUUCUCAUAACCCAGAAGAAGACAAUGGGGUGAAGCUUAUUGACCCCAUGGGGGAGAUGGUGACAGCGGUUUGGGAGGGAUACGCCACACAACUUGCUAACGCCGAGCAGGACUCUCUCCUUAAAGAACUGAAGGACAUUAUUGAGAAAGAGGACAUCGACAUGAGCGUGCCUGCAUGCAUCUACGUCGGCAAAGACACCAGGCCAAGCAGUGCUAGUCUCUCUCAGGCUGUACUGGAUGGCGUUUCCAGUUUGGGUGGCAAAACUCAUGACUAUGGUCUGGUCACCACUCCCCAGCUGCAUUAUAUGGUGUGCUGCUGCAACACGAACGGCUGCUACGGCAGUCCCACUGUUGAGGGCUACUACCAAAAACUCUCACAGGCUUUCCUUCAGCUCACCCAGAACGCCUCAAACCGCACCGAUGAUCAGAAGAGGCUUCUGGUGGAUGGAGCCAACGGCAUCGGGGCAUUGAAAAUGAGAGAAAUGGAGCCGUUUCUUCGCUCAGAACUGCAGGUGGUGCUUUCGAAUGACGGCAGUAGUGGGAAACUCAACCACAUGUGUGGAGCAGAUUACGUCAAAGUCCAGCAGAAAGCGCCUCAAGGUAUGAAUAUGGGAGUAGGUGAGCGCUGCUGCUCGUUCGAUGGUGAUGCCGAUCGCAUUGUUUUCUAUUACACCGACUCUAAAGGCUGCUUCCAUCUGCUGGAUGGAGACAAGAUCGCUACUCUCAUCAGCACGUACCUCAAAGAGCUGCUCACACAGGCAGGGUUGAACUUACAGAUUGCUGUUGUUCAGACAGCAUAUGCCAAUGGGAGCUCAACCCGCUACUUGGAGGACGUCAUGAAGGUCACUGUAUGCUGUACAAAAACAGGAGUGAAGCACCUACAUCAUGCGGCACAGGAAUAUGAUAUUGGGGUGUAUUUUGAGGCUAAUGGACAUGGAACUGUUUUGUUUAGUAAAGCAGCACAGAAACAGAUUCAGGAGCUGCUGAAAGACUCGAACACAAACGAUGAGAGAAAGCGAGCGGUGAAACUCCUGGAGAGCACCAUCAAUCUGAUCAACCAGACGGUGGGAGACGCGAUCUCGGAUAUGCUAGUGAUUGAAGCAGUGUUGGCCAUCAGAGGGAUGUCUGUCCAAGACUGGGACGCAAUUUACACAGACUUGCCCAACCGCCAACUUAAAGUCACGGUGUCAGACCGGCGUGUUAUAGAUACAACAGAUGCAGAAAGGAGGGCCGUGACUCCAGAGGGUCUGCAGGACGCCAUCGACUCGCUUGUUAAGAAAUAUAAAAGCGCUCGGUCCUUCGUUAGACCGUCUGGAACUGAAGAUGUGGUCAGGGUUUAUGCUGAGGCUGACACACAGGAAAACGCUGAUAGUCUGGCUCACGAGGUCAGUCUGGCUGUGUAUCGUCUCGCUGGAGGAGUCGGAGACGAGCCAAAACCUUUACAUUAAUCAAGCAUUCAUGCAAACAGUCAGUCUGAAUCCAUCCAGGAAAUGUAUGAAAACUGUAAAUGUACAGUAGACUAGUAUUUGUUGCACAAACAAAUGUUUUGGGAGAUGAAAAAUGUUAAUAGUUUACUCUUUGUACUGUAUGAAUGACCAGCAAUCUUUAUAAAUGGAAGUGUAUGAUUAUGUUAAACUGUGAUCUUUGUGAACCUUUGUUUACACUAAUUUCAUUACAGAAUAAUCAAGUUUGGCCCUUUUUCCCAAUUCAUCUGCCAUUUUGAUUUUAGAAGAAAAUAUCUUUCAAUAGUUUUGGAAUAGAUAUUUGAAUGUUUUUAAAAUAAGCCUCUUAUGUUCACCAAGGCUGCAUUUAUUUGAUAAAAAUACAUUACAAACAGCAAUAUUGUGAAAUAUAAGUAUGAUUUAAAUAUCGAAUCUGUUUUAAUAUGUAAUUUAUUCCUGUGAUGUCAAAGCUGAGUCUUCAAUGUUACGUGAUCCUCCAGAAAUCAUUCUAAUACUGAUUUGCUGCUCAAGAAACAUUCGAUUAUUAUCAAUGCUGAAAACAGUUGUGCUGAUUAAUAUUUUUGUGGAAACCAUGAUAAUUCUUUUCCAGGAUGAAAAAAAGUUCAAAAUAACAUUUACUUGAAAUAGAAAUCUUUUGUAACGAUGUAAUAUUCAGUAUGUAUCAGUUGAUCAAUUUAAAUGCAUCCUUACUGAGUAAAAGUAUUAAUUUCUCUAGAAAAAAAACAAAACAACAAACUUUUCAAUAGUAGUGUAUGUGCAAUCAGUAUUGGCCAGCUCUCUAAUAAAAACCUUAUUGUACUAAAUAAAAUAGAGAUUGGGUGAAUUAGAA